GUGUGUUUGAUGAUCCKCACCGCUGAGUUUUGCCGCUUGUUUCGUUGUAGAAACAAAGUAACAAUGUUCUUUCUGUUAAUAUAAAGGCCACCUUUAAAUUGUGAGGUUAAUUUUCAGGAGAAAUUAAAUGAAAGUGUUUAGAAGGCGUGUUUGAAUCAUGCAGACAGAGAAAGAAGAGGACGACGACGACGCGUCUCCUGAAGAGUUUGUUGCUUUGUGUGAUUUCUCUGGAAGUGGCACCGAGCAGCUUCAUUUCAGCUCAGGAGACAAGCUGCUUGUUCUGUCCAAGCCUACAGCAGACUGGUGGUGGGCAGAGCUGCUGGGGGUCAAAGGUUAUGUUCCUGCCAGCUACCUGCAGCAGCACUCAGCUGAGGAGGAGGACAACUCUUCAGAGGACCCUUGGCAGGAUGAAGAAUACUUCGGCAGCUAUGGGACACUGAGGCUUCACCUGGAGAUGCUGUCAGACAGGAGCCGCACUGAGACGUACCGGCAGGUGGUCCUCAGCAACAGCGCUUCCCUGAAGAACAAGGCGGUGAUGGACCUCGGCUGUGGGACCGGGAUCAUCAGCCUGUUCUGUGCUCAGCUGGCUCAGCCUUCGGUGGUGUAUGCUGUGGAGGCCAGCUCCAUGGCGGAGUUCACCARGCAGCUGGUAAAGCAGAACGGCUGUGAGGAGGUGGUCUCGGUGCUCCAGGGCCGAGCCGAGGAGCUGGAGCUGCCGGAGCAGGUGGACGUCCUGGUGUCCGAGUGGAUGGGCAACUGCUUACUGUUUGAGUUCAUGGUGGAGUCGGUUCUUGUGGCCAGGGACCGCUGGCUCAGAGAUGGAGGAGUGAUGUGGCCCUCCUCUGCUGCUCUUACCCUGGUUCCAUGUCAGGCGGACAGCUAUUACACAGAGAAAAUGGCUUUUUGGGAGCGGCCCUAUGGCUUGGAUUUCACUCCUCUUCAGUCUUUAGCACAGCAGGAGUUCUUCACCAAGCCUAAAUUCAGUCACGUCGUAGAGCCCAACGACUGCCUGGCUGCUCCCUGUGACGUCCUCAGUCUCGAUAUGUACACUGUCCAAGUGAGAGACCUUGAGGAAAUGAAGGGGGAGUUUCRCUUUUGGAUGGAAAAGUCUGGAGUUUUCCACGGAUUCACAGCCUGGUUUACAGUCCAGUUUGAGAGCCUGGAGAAGGGAGGAGCGKCAGUGGAGCUGAACACUGGACCGAACUCGGAGCUGACCCACUGGAAGCAGACUUUGUUCAUGCUGGACAGACCGGUCAGUGUGAACGCUGGAGACUCCAUCAGAGGAUCCAUUGUCCUGCACAGGAACCCGAUCUGGAGGCGUCACAUGACCGUUACCCUGCACUGGAACAUCAACAACAGCGCAGAUGAUGCAGACAACAGCCAGRUUGGGGCAAAAAGUUUCCCCAUGUGGAGGUGACAAACACAGCAGCAGUGAUUGACAGAAAACCAGUUCCAGUACAUCACACUCCAGCUGAUUCCUAAUCAGGUUUGAUCACGAGAGUACGGCCUUCAGAGGGUCGACUGGCAGGAGGUCUGGUCCUGUGGUGAUCAGCCUGAUAUCUGCAAGAGCAGGUGGUCACACCAAGAGUCAAAGAUAAACACCUGAGUGAAAAUCAGGGUUAAUAUCAACCAGAGGUGGACUGAAUGUGGUGGGUAACAGAAGAAAAUACCCAUCACUCUACAUUUUAUGUUUAUUUUACUCACUUUAUCCUGAACAAUUAGAUAUCAUCGUACGCUGCAAUUUAAACUUACAGAACAUGUCAUUUAGAGAACAUUUUUAUAACAAUGUCUAACGGUUUGGGAUCAUAACACUUUUUAUACACCUAAAAAUCAAAGUGAACAAUGCAUACAACAGACUAAAAUAUGCAAUAAAUACACUAAACAAAUGCUGCAGUUUGGUUUAAAGUCAAAUGCUGAUUAUAAAAGGAAAAAAAAAAACCUCACACACAUUUUAAUAAUUUGUAACAGUUCUCCAAGACCAGCAUUUUGGCCUCUUAGGUCUUCAUUUUAAAAUUUCUAAUUUCUAAAAGUGUACAAUAAAACUUGUUUUCAAUAAAAGUAAAAUAAGAGCUUAAA
Molecule: messenger RNA, 2076 nt
Organism: Austrofundulus limnaeus
Lineage: Eukaryota; Metazoa; Chordata; Actinopteri; Cyprinodontiformes; Rivulidae
Gene: prmt2
Product: protein arginine methyltransferase 2
Exons: 9
Coding region: 158-1417 (419 amino acids)
Biological process (GO): peptidyl-arginine methylation, to asymmetrical-dimethyl arginine; chromatin remodeling
Cellular component (GO): nucleus
Molecular function (GO): protein binding; protein-arginine N-methyltransferase activity; histone methyltransferase activity
Source: RefSeq, a predicted model, not a curated record